Messenger RNA from Gryllus bimaculatus (two-spotted cricket), 2306 nucleotides. The record is from the annotation of a GenBank genome assembly. NCBI's taxonomy places the organism in Eukaryota, Metazoa, Arthropoda, Insecta, Orthoptera, Gryllidae.
UUUUAGCGCAUCUGCGCAUGCGUAGAAGAUCGAUAUUGCUGAUGCUAUAGCUGGUUAAAACUCCCUUUCAUUUCGCUACAUUUAUCGAUCAAAGCGCGCUCUUGUAGUUUUCUUGGAUCGAUCAGUUCACAAUCGAGUAAUCGAAUGUGUUGAAUCUGAUUGCGUCUUUGACAGCGCUGACUAUUUGAAAAUGUUUGGAUUGAACUACGUGGGUCUCAAGGUUGUUACUGUGAUCUGGUGACAUUUUAAGCAGUUUAAUGCUGUUUUUGAAACACCUUAUCAGAGAAGUAGAACUUUAAUUAUAUCCAUCAUGAAGGCAUACCACCAUAAACAGGAUUCCGAAGAAACUUCUGAAAGGCAUGCAAAGACUCCCGAGUCACCAGUCCUGAAAGUAGAUGAUCAGUUCAAACUUCUACGACCAUCAAAAGAACUCCUGUAUUAUAGGAGAAAAAUGAUGCAAGUAAGCAAAGAAUUUCAAGAAAUGGUUGCAAAGGUUGAAAGAUGUAAAAAUGUUUGUGAAGAACAUCAUCAGUUAGAAGUGGAACUCCAAAAACGACACCAUGAAGUUAUUCAAUUGCAAGAAGCUGUCAGCGAUCUUCAAGUGCAUCUAUAUCAGGAACGUGAACAAGUUUUGCGAUUAUAUGCUGAAAAUGACCGCCUUAAGAUUCGUGCUCUUCAAGAUAGAAAGAAAAUAAACUACCUCUUGUCCAUGACAUCAACAUCAGAAAAAGAAUUAAAUUUGAUUUGCACAAGACCUUGGAGAACUGUAGUACCUCAAAAAGGAACUUCUGCUUUUCCGAAUAAUUCAUCAUCUUCUAAAUUAUCAGCUUCCUCUGCAUCAGAAAAGCAAACAAAUGCUGGUGACAUCGAUGCUUUAAUAUUGCAAAAUAAAGCUUUGUCAACUCAGUUAGACGAACAGACACGUCUCUUUCAAGAUAAUUAUCACACGUUAUUGAAAGAUCGUGAAUUGCUACGUGAAGAAGCUUCUACACAACUUAAUGAAGCACGGACAAAACUAUGUGAUACAGUUAAAGAAAUGCUAUUAAUAAAAGAAGAAAAUCUGAGAAAUGAGCUUACAUGGACAACUGAACGAGAUAUGUUUUUGAAAACCAUUCAGAAGCAAGAUUCAGGUGUUUCUUCUUUUGAUCAUAGUAUAAAAGGAGAUGGUCGUUCUAAAAGAGGAGAUAGAAUUACCUGUGAACUGCGCUUGCUGAAGGAUGAACUCAGCCAAAGAGAGCAAGUCAUAUCUAUGUAUCAGGAACAAUGUAAUCUUCUUGAAGAAAAAGGAUCUACGCUGCAGAAACAUCUAGAAGUUCACAAAGCACAGUGUAAGGAUAAGAUUCAGAAACUUCAACAACUUGUAACUGUGCUGAAGGGAAAAUACAACCAACUAGAUCAACGUCGUCGACUGGAAUCUGAAGGUUUUCGCAGUGAUGUUCGCAUUUUAAGAAAUAGGCUGCAAGAAAUUGAACGAACAUUAUUGAAGUUUACUCGUAGUACUUCAUUGAGCAGUCUCAAGCUUGACCAUAAUGUUUUCAUGGCUGCUGCUGAUACAGUGUCUAAAGCCAAACUUUUGGGACAAGAAAUACAGUUAAUACAAAAGAAAGUUGCAGAAAUGGAUAGUAAACUUAAUUCAUAACCAUUAACUAAAUUGAAAACUAUUUCUAUACCAUAAUGCCUUGAAAUAUUUUUGUGAUCAACAGAUCAAACAUAUUUUUAAAGGAAAAGGUUGAUAAGGAAAACUACAAAAAUUGUUUAAAGUUAUACACUAGAAAAUUAUCUAUAAUGAUAUAAUAGUACCUAUUAAGUAUUGAAUAAGGCAAAACAAUUCAUGUGAUUGGAUUCUGUGAAUGUGAAAUAAGUGUAUCAUAAGUCCAUAACUUCUGAUUUUAUUAAGAAAUAUGGAAUCACAGCUGACCAAUGUGAUUGCAUUUUUGUUGCUGGAAAAAGGAAGUUGUGUGUGUGUGUUUUCCACUGAGAUAUGCUUUAUGGUACAAUGUACCUUUCUCUUUAAUUUUUAGAAAACAAGCAGUUUUAAAUACUAUUCAGAAAUUGACCCUUGUCUUGGAAAAAGAUAUCUUAAUAUUAUUUCUUCUCAAACUAUGUUUCUAGCAAAAUAAUGAUAAUCAUAAAUCUGUUCAAAUUUUGUGAAGUUUAAUGAUAUGGAGUAUAAAUGUGAUUGCCCUAUGUUUUUAAGAUAACAAAACUUGUAGGAUAUGUUGCAAGAAAAUGCAAAAAAAAAUAUAUUUUUAAAGUUGAAUACAAAAUGUGUUCCCCUAAUAGUGAAGGCAUUUGGCCUCUUUGCU